GCGUGAGCGGGGAACGGGGUUAGCUCGGUACCGAGCCCUACAGCAACAACAAAAAAGGAAAAAAAAACUGUCGUAAAAAAUGUGUAGGAAACAGAAGCAGCCGGGUUUCCACCACCUGGUGCAUAAGCAUCGCGUGGGGCCACUGCUGCCUGCCUCCUCUGACUUGUUUUGCCUGGGGGUAGGGUCAUCAGGGUUGGGAAGCCCUCACAGGUCACCCUGCCACCAACAGCACCCACCGAGCCGUGUCCCCAGGCACCGCGCCCAGCCUCUCCUGAGCACCCCCAGGGACGGGGACUCCACCACCUCCCUGGGCAACCCGUCCCAGUGCCCGACUGCUCUUUCUGAGCAGAAAUGUCUCCUAUUUCCAACCUGAACCUCCCCUGGUGCAGCUUGAGGCCGUUCCCUCUAGUCCUAUUUAUCCACUAGUUAUCUGUGAGAAGAGGCCGACCCCCAGCUCCCCACACCUUUCUUUCAGGGAGCUGUACCUCCUGUACCUCCCACCUCUUGCUCCAUGGUAUUUGUCACCUCAGUGAACGUAUACAGGGCUUUGAACACACAGAGCUACAAUCGUCUUUUUUUGCAAUAUAUUGCUGAGCUCUGUGGUAGUUCAGGACAACAGAUUUACAUAAGUCGUAUGUUUUUCGUGUUUGUUUGUUUUAGUGUUCUGAGAAAGACUCAAUUUUUUAAAACAAACUUUUAGGUUUGGUAGGAGGGUAUGAUAUCAUGAUAUUUGAGGGUCAAAAGUUGGUUUGCCUUAACUUUUAAGGAAUUACGUCUUUAACUGCAAGUCAUCCAUCCUUGAAUGAUUUCUCAAAAACAAGCAAGAAGAAUUCAACAGUGACGUAAUGGCUGUCAGCUUCCCAUGUGGGGCUUUACAUUGAAUACCAGAUGACAGGAAAGACUAGUCCUUCUGCCAUGGAAGCCGAAGAAACGAUGGAAUGUAUCCAGGAAUUCCCAGAGCACUAUAAAGUUAUUUUGGACAGACUGAACGAACAACGUGAGCAGGACCAGUUCACAGACAUCACUCUGAUUGUGGAUGGUCACCAUUUCAAAGCUCAUAAGGCUGUUCUUGCUGCCUGUAGCCAGUUCUUCUACAAAUUCUUCCAAGAUUUCACUCAGGAGCCCUUGGUGGAGAUUGAAGGUGUAAGUAACAUGGCAUUUCGUCACCUAAUAGAAUUCACCUAUACAGCAAAACUAAUGGUGCAAGGUGAGGAAGAAGCAAAUGAUGUUUGGAAAGCAGCUGAGUAUCUACAGAUGCUAGAAGCAAUCAAAGCACUUGAAAUCAGGAACAAAGAAAACUCAUCACCCUUAGAAUCAAAUCAAACCCAAGCUAAAAAUAAACCAAAAAAGUGGAAGAUAGCUGAAACUUCGAAUGUUAUCACAGAAACACUGCCAUCUGCAGAAUCAGAUCCAGUUGAAAUUGAGGUUGAGAUUACUGAAGGGACAAUUGAAAUGGAAGAUGAUAGCGUCGAGACGCUUGAAGAAGUAGCUUCUGCAGAGCAAUCCAUAAAGUACAUACAGACAACGGCUACAACAGAUGAAUCUGCUUUGGCUCUUUUGGCAGAUAUCACCAGCAAGUAUCGUCAGGGAGAGCAAAAAUGCCAGAUCAAAGACGAAGAUGACAGUGCAACUGAUCCCUCAUGCAAACAGGUAGAAGGUAUUGAAAUUGUGGAACUUCAGCUGUCACACGUGAACAAUUUAUUCCACUGUGAGAAAUGUAACCGUUCGUUUAAAUUGUUUUACCAUUUUAAGGAACACAUGAAAACACACUCUACUGAGAGUUACAAGUGUGACAUAUGCAAUAAAAGGUACCUACGAGAGAGUGCUUUGAAACAGCACGUCACCUGUUACCACCUCGAUGAAGGUGGUGCCAGCAAGAAGCAAAGACCUGGCAAAAAAAUACAUAUAUGCCAGUACUGUGAUAAACAAUUUGACCACUUUGGACAUUUUAAAGAGCAUCUCCGGAAGCACACAGGUGAAAAACCCUUCGAAUGUCCAAACUGCCACGAACGUUUUGCUAGGAAUAGCACGCUCAAAUGUCACUUGGCGGCCUGUCAGUCUGGAGCUGGAGCUAAAAAGGGAAGAAAGAAGCUGUAUGAAUGUCAGGUUUGUAACAGCGUGUUUAACAGCUGGGAUCAAUUUAAAGAUCACUUGGUGAUACACACUGGUGAAAAACCCAACCACUGUACCCUGUGUGAUUUGUGGUUUAUGCAAGGCGGUGAGCUGAGAAGGCAUCUCAAAGAGAUGCACAAUAUUUCAGAACUAAUGACAGAAGAGGUUCUUCCAGUGGAAGCUGAACCGGUAACAUCAAUGACUAUAAUAGAACAAGUGGAACAAGUCCAUGUCCUACCAGUAAUUCAGGUCCAAGUGGAUCCUGCACAGGUGACUGUGGAACAGAUGCACCAGGAUCUCAUACAGGAUAAUCAAGUGAAAGGCGCACAGUUGGAUGAACUACAAGAACAGGUGCAAAUUAGUUACUUGGAGGUUGAGCACAUUCAGACUGACCAUGGUGCUGAAGUUCAUGUGGAGCAGUUGCACGUUGAGCAUGUAAAUCAAAUACAGAUGGAAGAAGUACAAGCAGAACUUAUAGAUGGAACAGACCUUGAACAAGUAGAAUACGAAAGUGUUGAUCAAGGAGAAGCAGAAGAAAAAGAACCUAGUCACGUAGAUGAUGCAGAUAAGGGGGAUCAUGAACAAGCUGAAGACUUAAAAGCUCAACAAUUAGUGGACAUGAAGACUGAAAAGGUGGAUGAUUAGGUCAAUUAACCGCGUGCAGGUUUAAGAGUGAAAUACCAAAUUAUUUUUGUUAACUUUUACAUUGUUUUUUGAACUGUCAGUGGUCAUCUUUCCAAUAUGCUGUCCUUGGCAAGCUGGACAAGUGGACCAAAGUUAGCUUUCUUCAUAUACAACUACACUUCUGUCAUAUGUGAAGAAUAACUGUCAUUCAUCUAAUACCAUGGAACAGGAACUACCGCAGAAAUGGACAGCUUUGUGAUGAUUUUAAUAAUGAAUAGCUUGUCUUGCUGUUAUACCAUCCCUGGGUAUAUGUAAGAGUAACUUCACCUCUUUUCCUCUUCAGUAGAAGCAAACUCUUGUUACAGAUUUGCAGGGUGUCUGUGGCAGAAGAGUUAGUAAAAUCUGGUGGGUUCUAGUAUAAGUGACCACUCGGAUACCUGUGAAUUUUCUGGGCAGACUGCCAUCCAAACGCAGUACUGUAUCCAACAGCAGUCCCUGCAUUUCUUUAAUGCGAGAAGCUUUACAUCAAGCUGGAACUUCUGAACAUUCAGUCUGGGGGAAAGCUGUUUUUGCUGGAGGUCUGAGAGCACAAAAAUCCUGUGCCUUUUCAACAGUGACUGGUUAAAUUUCCACAAAGCUUCUAAAGUGUUCAAGAACCUAGUUCAGUAAAAAGGCAAUGUAGGUAAUGUUAUAGUGCUUUAUAUUUUUGCUUAAAAUUGUCAGCUACUGAUUUUUUUGCAUUAAAUUUAGAAUGGGGGGGGUGCUGAGGGAGGAAACAGAUUCCACUUAGUGGCAAUAAGACGCUCUAAAAUGAACAUCUUAAAAUGGAAAAGCUUGAUAGAAUCUGUGGUAAACAUGAGCUGGAAGAAAGCUACCAGCAGAUUCUUCUUUUAUAAAUCUUCAUUUUUGAAAAUGAAUUUGUUUAAACAAGUAUAGAAAAGAGUUGUCUAUAUGGUAUCAGGUUCCUGGUUAUGGGGAUUUUUUUGAAAUGAAAUUCUGACACUUGACACAAAGAUGUUGUGCUAAAAAUAAAAGUAAAAGCCAUAGGUAUGAGUGCUAAGCUGUGGAUUGAAAAGUAGGAGUGUAAACAUUUUAAUCAAUAUUAGACAAUAAAAUAAUACCAACCAUGAAAUGUUGCAUUAUUUGCUUCACCCAGUAAACAAGAAACAAUUUAGUGACUGGCAAUUACAGUGCCAGAUCCCGGUGAUAAGAAUCAAUCCCAUUUUAAUAAGUUUAAUAGCUCAUUACUAUGAAGUUAAGUUUGUUUAGGAAAUAUUGGUCUGGCUCUGUGUUCAGCCAUACUAAGGACUUCUGAUUCCCAGUUAUUGCCUUGUUCCAUACUUCUGAAAAACUUUUUAAAGCCUUAACUGAAUGGAGGAAUUAUUGCAAGGAAGUUCCCUAAUGCACUUAGUAAUCCCGUAGAUCUUAGUUAAAACCAAGUUUUCUAUUCAGUCGUCUCCAAAGGCGGAAUUAUUUCCUCAAGCUUGUGCUUUUCAGUCUCAUUCAAAAUUAUUCAUGUGUUUCAUCGUACUUCUUGAGAAACUGUUGCAAAACAAACACAAAUUUCAAUUAAAAUUUCAAACAAUUUGA
This is a messenger RNA of Anas platyrhynchos (mallard), 4326 nucleotides long. It is a transcript of the gene ZBTB35, whose product is annotated as zinc finger protein 131. Gene Ontology annotation, biological process: regulation of transcription by RNA polymerase II. Gene Ontology annotation, cellular component: nucleus. Gene Ontology annotation, molecular function: DNA-binding transcription factor activity, RNA polymerase II-specific; protein binding. The record is from RefSeq and is a predicted model, not a curated record. NCBI's taxonomy places the organism in Eukaryota, Metazoa, Chordata, Aves, Anseriformes, Anatidae.